UCUCCUGCCAGCUCCCGGGCUCCCGCUGCGGUUGCGGUUCUGACGGCCGAGCCCCCGCGGCGCUGCACCUCAGAUCCGGUGCGCCGACCGACCCGCGCCCCUGCCUCGGUGCUCGCAGCUCGCUCAUCCACGCGCCGCGCUGCUGCGGCAGGUGCCCCAGGCAUCCUGAGUCGCGGUGGCCGCCAUCGAUGACCCCGGCCACGGACCUGCUCCAGCCCGGCCACCCCCUGUCUUGUGUCAUCGUCUGUGCUUGGUAUUAAAUCAUGGGGAGGAAGCUGGACCUGUCUGGUCUGACCGAUGAUGAAACGGAGCAUGUUCUCCAGGUGGUUCAGCGAGACUUCAAUCUUCGAAAAAAAGAGGAAGAACGGCUAAGUGAGAUGAAGCAGAAGCUGGCGGAGGAAGGCAGCAAGUGCAGCAUCCUCUCGAAGCAUCAGAAGUUCGUGGAGCACUGCUGCAUGCGCUGCUGCUCGCCCUUCACCUUCCUGGUCAACACCAAGCGCAGGUGUGCCGACUGCAAGUUCAAUGUCUGCAAGAGCUGCUGCUCCUACCAGAAGCGGGAGAAGGUGUGGAUCUGCUGUGUCUGCCAGCAAGCCAGGCUUCUGAGGACCCAGUCUCUGGAAUGGUUCUACAGUAACGUGAAGAGCCGCUUCAAACGCUUUGGCAGUGCCAAGGUCUUGAAGAACCUGUACAGGAAACACCGACUGGAGAGUGGGGCAUGCUUCGAUAUUCUAGGAGGAAACUUUUUCGAGGCAAACCUGGAGAAUGAAGGAAGUAUUUCGGGCAGUGAUUCAACAUUUUAUAGACAGUCAGAAGAAAGUGGUCUGUGUUCUGUUUCCUGUCUAGGACACAGCAUGAUGGACACAUUGGCUGUCGCCCUGCGGGUGGCUGAAGAGGCCAUCGAGGAGGCAAUUUCCAAAGCCGAAGCUUAUGGGGACAGUCUGGACAAGCAGAACGAGGCCAGCUAUCUGCGGGACCACAAGGAGGAGCUGACCGAGGAACUGGCCACAACUAUCCUGCACAAGAUCAUAAGGAAACAGAAGAGCAAAGGCGAACAGCAAAUGGAAGAAGAGCCGGAGUGGUCACAGCCCCAGAGCUGCAGUGCGGAGGCAGCUGACCAGGGGACCACAGCGCCCCCAGGAGGCCCCCGAGCUCCCUCCACCCUCUGGCAAUCCCAGUCUUCGUCCUCACUCCGCAGAGAGGAUGCCCCGAAGACCCCUUCCCUGGAGGCUGUGUCGAGGCCGCCGAGGGGCCAGGGCCAGCCGCCGCGGGAGGAGGCCACCUUGCCCAGCUGGAGGAGCACCGACAGGCUGGACGAGACAAACUUGGCCGAGGUUUUGCAGAGCCCCGACGGGAACUGGGUGGCCCUGAAGGAUGGUACUCUGUCGCACACCUGCCUGCUGACCAAACCUAAGAGUGGCACGUUCCAGGCCCUGGAGGCAGACUCCAGCAUGGCCUCUGCCUACAACGAGAUGGGCUCUGACAGUGAGGAGGACUUUGACUGGAGCGAGGCCUUGAGCACACUGUGCCCACGGCCCCAAGGCCGGCCCAGGAACCCCCAGCCUCAGCCCACACAGGCCCAGGGCUCAGACCAAGCCCCCUCAGCCACCAACUCCGGGCUCUCCCCGAACCCCGAGGCCAUGUGCUCCGACUCGGAGACCUCCUCUGCAGGCUCUUCCCGGGAAGCUGGGCGCCGGGCCAGACUGUCCUGGUUGCAGAGGAAGGCCCCCAGGGACCCCACAGCAGAGAAGAGGCGCCUGCAGGGAGAGCUGGAUGUGAACUUCAACCCCCAGGCAGCCAGCAGGGAGACCUCAGACAGCAGCGAGCCUGAGGAGGCCCCCCACGCUGCAGACCGGAAGGCCAGGAGGUGGGGAAGGGCCCGCAUGGGCUCAGAGGAGCCAAGCGAGGAAUUGUCUUCUCCCAACGCCGGUUCCCAGGGGCUGGACAUACAUCAGGUGUCAGGUGAUGUGUCAGAGACUGACAUCAGCAAUGAGCCUCGGCACCCUCAGGCCGGCGUGGCCACCACCGAGGAAAAACUGAGAAACAGGCUGUAUGAGUUAGCGAUGAAAAUGAGUGAGAAGGAGACAUCUUCGGGAGAAGAUCAGGAGUCAGAGCCCAAGACAGAGUCUGAGAACCACAAGGAAAGUCUGUCCUCUGAAGAGAACAGCCAGGGCGUCCAGGAAGAGCUGAAGAAGAAGUAUUCUGCUGUUUCUCUCUGCAACAUCUCCACAGAAGUCCUGAAAGUCAUCAAUGCCACAGAGGAGCUGAUAGCAGAGUCCACAGGGCCCUGGGAGUUCUCAUCUGUCCCUCCCGACAGAGAGAAGGGGACGUUUCCUCUCGGGACAGACCAAGCGAGACUGGAUGAGCAGCUGACUUCCCUGGAAGAAAACGUGUACCUGGCAGCAGGCACCGUGUACGGACUGGAAGGCCAGCUGAAUGAACUGGAGGGUGCCGCCCGCUGCAUCCACAGUGGCACCGAUGAGACCGAACUGGCAGAUCUGGAGGACCAGGUGGCCACGGCAGCAGCCCAGGUCCACCAUGCUGAGCUCCAGAUCUCUGAUAUCGAGAGCCGGAUUUCAGCCCUGACCAUUGCAGGAUUAAACAUAGCACCGUGUGUGCGCCUCACAAGAAAACGAGAUCAGAAGCAAAGGAACCAGGUACAAACCAUCGACACAUCAAGGCAGCAGAGGAGGAAACUGCCUGCCCCACCAGUGAAAGCUGAAAACAUGGAGUCAUCUUCAGUGACCACCAUGAAAACAUUUAACCGCAACUUCAUUCUCCAAGGCGCCUCGACAAACAGGACUAAUGAAAGGAAAAGCACCACCAAGGAUUUGAUGGAGCCCGCUCCGGAGUCGGCUGUGACGUAUUAGCGCCCCGGGACUCCACUGCCAGUGACCCACUGCCUCCGGCCGUACACGACAGUGCCUUGACCCAACAGCCAUCGAAUACUGUACGGAUUCCCACCCGUGGAGAGGGCGUGGGGGAGGCCACGGUGCGCCGCUGCCCAGGGCUGUCCCGAUACCUCACCCAGAAAGCAGUCCCGGACUUGCGCACUGCGGUCCUGCCCGCGCUCUGCCUUAGGCUCGCAGGGGGAUCCGAGACAGCCAGCCGCGCCGCGGGUUUCCAACAGCAGAGCUCCGUGUGCACAAGAUGCAUCUUUUCCCUGUCCGCUUUGCUACUCUGUUGUCUUUAAGAUCUCUCUCUCUCUCUCUCUCUUUUUUUUUUUUUUUUUGGUCCCUCUGAUUCAACUAGAAGUACGUGUCAACAGUUAUUUGUCCAAAGGAAAACAGUUGGGGGGUGGGGGGCGGAAGGAAGGGAGAUGGGUAUUAUCAUUUAAUUCACCAUCAGUUCUUAUCUCUCACAAGCAUCUUUGUCCCCCAAGCGCUAAGGCAAAAAAGUGCAAAUGCCCCGCCGUAGUGAACCAUCGGGACUGUCCCAUUUGGAGAGCGUGCACCCGGGCGAGCAUGCAGGUCUCCCUUUGGCCACCUCCUUCCCGGGAAGUUCCAACCCCCUCCCCCCCUCCACCCCCAUCCUCCGGGCAUAACCAGUCAACCAGUCAUUCCCAUCGCUUUGCCAUCACAAGCCACGAAAUGGAAAGCUUGGCCUCACCCACGCCAUGGCCAGGUCUAUCUGAAACAAGGUCUCAUUGAGAAUUCAGGGCUCUUCCCUGGAGUUACUGACAGUUUCCGCACUCUGAAGGGGAGGGGAGCUUGAGAAAGCCUCAACACUGACUUAACUUUAGGGCGCUGUCCGGAAUCCACAUGAUGCGGGUUAGCAACGACUGCGCGGCCGUGUCUAAUGGGGUUUAGGUAAAUGGAUUCUUGCAGACAAUAACCACGUGAGAAAAUGUUGUCCUCCAAAAUUUAUUUCCCAAUAAAUAUUCAGCAAAAGAAGUAGAAUGACCUGAAAGGUAAACCUGGUUAAAGAAUCGCCUUGGGAAAACUUACAGGCAUGAAAAAAGCAAGGAUAAACUGAAUUUAAUGGACACAAGAGCUGACACGAGCUGCACGUUGGUGGUCUCAAAUGCAUGACUCCGUACGUAGAGUGUGUUUAUAAAGGCAAAUGGAAUGGAAUUUCGCACAGUGAAUUGAGCAUUUGCAACCUUUCUUAAAUCUGUCCCUGAGACAUUCUGAAUCUAAGGAAGCAAAUGAUGGGAGGCAAGUUUGACCGAAAUUCAUUAAGUGAUUGCUUUCAGGGAGGCAAUUCCUUCUACUUUUCAUCGUUAGAGCAACCCUCUUUGGUAGGUAUCCCCAUUUUUCAGAUUUGGAAACGGAGGGGACCAGAGAGAUUAGUUUGCCAAAGUCACACCUUGAAACUAAGGCUAAUUGGAAUGCCCCACAAAAGCCUCACUCCGUGUUUGUUUCAACUUCUACAUUCUUUUGCUGCUACACACAUUCCCAGACCUGAUUUGCUGCUGAGAUGUGUGUUAUGACUCCUUCCUGAUGGGGGUCUGCCUAUCUUCCAGUGAUGCUCCCUGCUGAUGCUGUGUAUGUGUUAUCCCACAGAAAUGACUCCUUUGAAAUAAACUAAGUCUUUGGCUCUUUGUUCUGUUGGUGUGACUCAAAGCAGACAAAUUUUUAAAAACACAACAAAAAAAGAUCUGAGUUCCAAAUAGAAUGUUUUCUUUAAGAGGCAUGAAAAGCAACUAUUGUUGUGUUACAGUGUUAAAAUAUUCAGUUUUCUUUGACAAAAACGUGUACUGUGUAAGCCUUGCAAAAAAACAAAAACAAAAACAAAAAAAAGAAGAACCCUGCUCUAUGGCAUUUGAAAUUUUAUAAAGGUUUCCUUGUGCCAAAUAAGUGCAAAGAUUUAAUUUACUAUUAAAAACCAUAAGCAUAUGUUAUAGUUUCAGAAGAAUUAUUUUGUCAUCAAGUGAUUUUGAUCUUUGGUGUCAAUAUUUAUAUUUAGAUUAAUUUUUAUAAAGGAAAAUAUUUUAAUGGUUUAAGAAAAUGAGGACAAUAGGACCAUAUCUUUGAUGACUUCUGAAAGUUAUGCUUGCCUUCAUGUUAUGUGCAUAUUGCCAAGAAUUACUGUCAAGAGAAAUGAUAAAGAAGUAAAAGUCAUUUAUGAAAAAUAA
This is a messenger RNA of Zalophus californianus (California sea lion), 5074 nucleotides long. It is a transcript of the gene MYRIP, whose product is annotated as myosin VIIA and Rab interacting protein. Gene Ontology annotation, molecular function: myosin binding; actin binding; small GTPase binding. The transcript is spliced from 17 exons. The record is from RefSeq and is a predicted model, not a curated record. Bases 264 to 2867 code for a protein of 867 amino acids. NCBI's taxonomy places the organism in Eukaryota, Metazoa, Chordata, Mammalia, Carnivora, Otariidae. Gene Ontology annotation, biological process: intracellular protein transport. Gene Ontology annotation, cellular component: cortical actin cytoskeleton.